Molecule: messenger RNA, 558 nt
Organism: Melampsora larici-populina 98AG31
Lineage: Eukaryota; Fungi; Basidiomycota; Pucciniomycetes; Pucciniales; Melampsoraceae
Exons: 4
Coding region: 1-558 (185 amino acids)
Source: RefSeq, a predicted model, not a curated record
AUGGAUGUGUUCAAGUUGGAGAGAUACAUUUUCUUUGCAUUAUGUGUCUUCUUUCUUUUGGCCUCAUUAUCAAAUGCCACAUUUAUUGAAAGCAAAGAUAUCACCAAGUGGUCUACCCUUUCAGAUGAAGAAACAAAUUAUGCCUGGGAAGAAGUCCUGGAGUUCUAUCAAUGCCUAGGGAACCCUCACAUCCCCAGCAAUAGAUCCCCAUUUCGCCACUUGAACAAGAGUUUUAAAGUGAUGCGCAGACUUUCUAGCGGAGGUUUGGAGUUCAUUCAUCGCAAACUUUCACCUUUCCGAGAGGUGAUGAAUGACCUAGAUCAAGAGAUUAUACAUGCUGAUUUUGUCCCUGGUCCCUGGCCUGGCACAUUGAAGAUAGGGGUAAAGGGGAAAGUUCAGGAUCAAGUCAUGUACGGGAAGACUGCAGGUUCAAGUCAUCAGGCAGUGUUUAUAUUGGACAAUUACCAUAAUGCUCCCAAAAUCCAUCAAAUCACAAUGAUUCAUGAAUUGACACAACUUGAAUGUGAGACUGGGGAAUUCUGGGGUUAUUUGGAAUGA